This is a messenger RNA of Morchella sextelata, 1686 nucleotides long. RefSeq lists its product as uncharacterized. Gene Ontology annotation, molecular function: adenosine deaminase activity. The record is from RefSeq and is a predicted model, not a curated record. Lineage: Eukaryota; Fungi; Ascomycota; Pezizomycetes; Pezizales; Morchellaceae. The transcript is spliced from 5 exons. The coding region runs from base 1 to 1686 and encodes 561 amino acids. Gene Ontology annotation, biological process: inosine biosynthetic process; adenosine catabolic process.
AUGCCCACCACCGACAUCGAAUCCACCGUCGCCACCCAGCUCGAGGCCUAUCAUGCGUCCCGCGCCGCCCUCAUAGCUCAAGAGAAGGCACUCCGUCACGACUAUGCGUUCCGGCAACGCCUCUCGGAGACUGCCAAGAGGGCCUCAAACAUCGUGGGCAAUAUCCGCCACUACGAGGCCGCAACAGUGUGGACGAAGGAGGUGGAGGACGACGAGGGCGAUGUGUACCCCGGGAUGAUGUUCACGCUGGCAAAGGACCGUAUGGAGAGCACGAGGCUAUGGAAAAUUGUCAAGAGAAUGCCGAAGGGCUGUUUGCUCCAUGCGCAUUUGGAGGCCAUGGUUGAUAUGGAUUGGCUGUUGAACCUCGCUUUGGAGACGCCGGGUCUAUAUAUUUUCUCGGACAUACCGCUGGUUUCGCCAGAGGCGUUGAGGAUUGCUACGAUACAGUUUCAGUAUUCGGCGAAACCCCCGGCUGUAUCUGCCUCCUUAUAUUCAUCGGCAUAUGUUCCGAAUGGGUUCAUUCCCAUUACCGAGGCCGCGGAUACUUUCCCAGCGAACCUGCUCAUGGAAUCCGGAAAUAUUGACGGCACAGCUGCAGGCACAACUGCGAGAGAGGCAUUCCUGGAAUGGCUUAUUGACCGCACCACGAUUACAGCCGAAGAGAGCUUGAAGCAUCACGAAGGGAUCAACAUGGUCUGGCGAAAGUUUCAGGGCAUAUUCAGAAUAAUCUCGGGCAUAGUCUAUUACGAGCCAGUCCGCCAUAUUCUCCACCAUUUGCAUCUGGAUAAUGUUCUCUGGGUGGAUAUGCGGGCGGCCUAUGCCAUGGUCUUCCGCGCGGCAAAAACAGGAGAAAUCCUCCCCCGCACUGACGUCAUCCGCGCGUUUUCCGAGGAGGUGGAACGGUAUAAGAAGUCUCCGGAAGGGGCAGGCUUCUGGGGCGCGCGUAUGAUAUGGACCACUAUCAGGAGCUUCGACAAUGAAACUAUUAGAGCCAGCAUGAAAGAAUGCGUUGAAGCCAAAAAGCUCUAUCCCCAUGCCAUCGCCGGCUUUGACUUGGUUGGCCAAGAAGAUCUCGGCCGCCCGCACAAGGAGCUUAUCCCUGAGAUCCUCUGGUUCCGUGAAUAUUGCCGCCAGGAAGCGGUUGAUAUACCAUUUUUCUUCCAUGCCGGCGAAACGCUCGGCGACGGCAACGCAACCGAUGAAAACCUCUUUGAUGCUAUUCUCCUAGGGACCAAACGUAUUGGUCACGGGUUUUCCCUUUACAAGCAUCCCCACCUGCUUAGACUCUGUCGUGAACGUAAAAUCUGCCUUGAAGUGUGCCCUGUCUCGAAUGAGAUCCUGCGGCUCACAUCCAGCAUUUUGUCGCACUCACUCCCGGCGCUUCUGGCGCAUGGGGUGCCUGUAACCUUGAACAAUGAUGAUCCGGGAAUUCUUGGGCAAAAGACGACGGCGAGUAUGACGCAUGAUCAUUGGCAGGUGUUGCAAGCGUUUGAUAAUGUUGGGCUGGAGGGCCUGGGGGAUCUGGCGGAGACGACUGUGAAAUAUGCAGCAUUCGAGGGCGUGGACGUGGGUGUGGAGGAGGGAGUGAGGGCGGAGAGAAUGAAGAUGUGGAGACAGGAAUGGGAGAAGUUCUGUGAAUGGGUUGUGGCAGACUUUGGAGAGUGGGAGGAAAGAGAGGGGGCUUAG